Messenger RNA from Mangifera indica (mango), 3965 nucleotides. RefSeq lists its product as uncharacterized. NCBI's taxonomy places the organism in Eukaryota, Viridiplantae, Streptophyta, Magnoliopsida, Sapindales, Anacardiaceae. The transcript has 17 exons. The record is from RefSeq and is a predicted model, not a curated record. The coding region runs from base 2054 to 3631 and encodes 525 amino acids.
GUGAGGAGGACACUCAUAGGAAGCCAAAAUUUGGAUGCGACAUUAGCUCUAAGAUUGUAGAGAGAAAAGUUCAUUUAGGCUUUCUAGAUACAAUAUAUGAAACCUUUAUUAGUAUUAAAUAUAAAUUCAAGUGUAAGGACAAGGGGAUAUGAGCAUCAAGUAUGAGCAGUAGGAGGACAAGAAGUCGAGAUGAGGUGCGAUAUUUGCUCUAAGUAUAGAUAGGGAAAGGGAAAAAAUUAGUUUAAACAAUUUUUUAAAGAUUGAUAAAAUUUUAUCAUAAUUUUUUUUUAUUAUACAAUUUUAGCCAAAAAUCUAAGUUAAUAGUAGUCUUGGAUUCUAAGAAAGUAUAGAUCUAAAUGCUCUUAUUUCAUUAGAAAUUUGAAAAUCCUUUAGCAGUGAAAUAUCUUUCACUUUGUGCUCUUUUAAUUUGUUGAUUCUUGAUGAAUUGUAUUUUUAUUUAAUAUAAAAAAUACUUUAGUUUAUGUUGUAUUUAUAUUUUUGUGUUCAAAUCUCUGGAAAAAAAUGAAACUAUAGAAACCUGUAAAAUUUUUGUGGGGUAUGUCAGGUAGGUCGGUCGGUUUGAGACUUGGCCCGACCUGCCACAUUUUAAGUGGUAGGCCAGGUGCUAAGUUGACCGCCCUACCAAAAGUUCAUACGAAAUAAGUGAUAGGUCGGGUCCUAGGUAAACUGACCUAACAAUUUCACAAUAAGAUGGUAGGUUGGCCAGCCUACCAUCUGGCCUACCUCACGAAAAUUUUCUAAAUUUUUACAGUUUCGUUUUUUCCAGUAAUUUGAACAAAAAAAAUAUAGAUUCAAUGUAAUUUGAUGGAUUUUUCUUUUUGUAAAAUAAAUAGUAGCAUGUAGAUCUAAACUCGGAUUAAAAUUUUUUUAAAGAGUAGACAAAUGUAUUUUCCUUAGGCUCUUAGAGUCGAAGACAGGGGUAAAUAUGUAUUAAAAUAAAUUUUUGGCUAAAAUUGUAUAAUGAAAAAAUAGUGAUAAAGAUUGUACAGACAGUUAAGAAAAAUACACGAAGUAUGUGACCAUCACUAGUAUCAAACUAUGAUUUACGAAUAAGGAUAAGAGGGAUACGAAAAGCCAAAAUGAUGACGAAGUGAUUCAAUUAACUCAAAGUUUGUAACAAUAAAAUAACCCACUUAGUUUUAUAAAAAUGUAAGGACGCGAGCAUCAAGUAUGAGGAGAAAGGGGAUUGAAAGCCAAAAUGAGGAGGUCGCAUUAGCUCUUAGGAUAGAAAGCGAAAAUCUUGCAUAACUAGUAAGUAGAAAUAAAAAAGUGAGGACACAUACGAAGCCAAGAUGAAGAUAUGAUAUGAGGUCUAAGGUUGCAAAGAGAAGAGUUCAUUUAGGCUUUCAGGAUUCGAAGUAUGAGACCAUCACUAGUAUCAUACAAAUAUUCAACUAAAAGGACAAAGGGGAUGUAAAGCGAAAUUGAGGAUGAGGACGUUGAAUUAAUUCAAAGGUUGUAAACAGAGAAUAGCCCGUUUAGAUUUUAUAAUAACUUAAUGACGCGAGCAUCAAAUAUAUGGAAAAGGAGGAUUGCAAGUCAAGAUAUGAAGACACAUUAGCUCUAAUGAAGGAAAAGGAAAAUCUUGCACUAGUGGACAAAGGGGCUGGUUUGUGAGAAAUGGCUUGAAUUAUUUAGGCUGAAGGCAUUAAGGUUUGGGCUUGUAUUGUUGGGUGUUCUAUAGCUAGUAAUUUUGUUUUUCUCAAUUGAUUCUUCUUCUUCAAUAAUUCUUUUUCAAAAUUACUAUUCAUCAAUUAAUCAAACUUGAAUCGAUCAUUUUAGUUCUGAGCUAAACUUGAUAAUUUGUUUGACUGUGUCUACAAAGGAGUUAUUAAUCCUUAUAGCUGAAACUUUUGUGGACUAAUGAGUAGUAAAUUACUAGGGCUGGUUAAUAUUAGAUGAGAGUAGCUGGUUUAUAUAUUUGUUGCAAUUAUUUGUGCUAUAAAUCCUUUGGUUGGUUAAUUUACGCCCAAGGUAUAUGGAAUGCCAUUUGUGAUAUUAGUUGUUAUGGUAUGAUUUAUCUUUCAUUUUGAUGGUGAUUUAUGUUAUUGAUUACUAUCUUUCUAUGUUGAAUUGCAAAUUAGUGCUGAUUUAUGUUAAGCUUUUUAGAUUAUGUUCUCCAAGAAGUACUUUUCUCUUUACUCACAUCGGAGUUCUAAUAGUCAGCCUGACUUUUAUAAGGAAAUCAUUGUUUGUUGAUUCUGAUUACAUCUUUUCUUAUUCAUGUCAGCCUGCAGUUUUGUGUGCAACCAAAAUUUUACUAUUUUUUGGGUUGAUUUAUAAUGAUUUGGAGAGAAUAUACAGGGGAAAAUCAUCACAAAGUAGGAAUUGGGGUAUGCAGCUUUAUCUUUUUGACAAGCAACCAUGGAAAAUGAAGGAUAAUAUCUACUCCUUUAGAGUAUGCAACUUUUGUUAUGGUGGUCAGAGAAUGCAAUCUUGGCAUGGGAGGACUACUGGCCCUACAGGGCAUUCCACAAAAGGGCAAUGGACUUUGGAAGAGGUGAAUAUGAUGAGAUAUUGCGGAAGACUCUUCAAUGAUUCAAGGGAAAGAACCGGAAGAAAAUUGUUUGUGUGUUUUUCAGCGGAAUGUUUCAGGGACUGGACAAUUGUGCAGUGCUCACACAUGCAAAAUGUUUCAGGGACUCGAAAAAUGUACAGUGCUUACGCAUGCAGAAUGUUUCAAGGACCGGUCUGUACUGUAGACACAUGGUCUAUAUACGCAUGGUGUGAAAAUGAAAGUUUGUGUGUUUUUCUAUCCCUUGGGGAAUAUUUCAAGGACUGGUCUGUCCGGUACACACAUGGUCUAUAUACGCAUGGUGUGAAAAUGAAAGUUUGUGUGUUUUGCUAUCUCUUGCCUGCAGUUUUGUGUGCAACCAAAAUUUUACUAUUUUUUGGGUUGAUUUAUAAUGAUUUGGAGAGAAUAUACAGGGGAAAAUCAUCACAAAGUAGGAAUUGGGGUAUGCAGCUUUAUCUUUUUGACAAGCAACCUUGGAAAAUGAAGGAUAAUAUCUACUCCUUUAGAGUAUGCAACUUUUGUUAUGGUGGUCAGAGAAUGCAAUCUUGGCAUGGGAGGACUACUGGCCCUACAGGGCAUUCCACAAAAGGGCAAUGGACUUUGGAAGAGGUGAAUAUGAUGAGAUAUUGCGGAAGACUCUUCAAUGAUUCAAGGGAAAGAACCGGAAGAAAAUUGCGGAAUGUUUCAGGGACUGGACAAUUGUGCAGUGCUUACACAUGGUGUGUUUUGCUAUCUCUUGCAAAAUGUUUCAGGGACUCGAAAAAUGUACAGUGCUUACGCAUGGUGUGUUUUGCUAUCUCUUGCGGAAUGUUUCAAGGACCGGUCUGUACUGUACACACAUGGUCUAUAUACGCAUGGUGUGAAAAUGAGAGUUUGUGUGUUUUGCUAUCUCUUGCGGAAUGUUUCAAGGACCGGUCUGUACUGUGCACACAUGGUCUAUAUACGCAUGGUGUGAAAAUGAAAGUUUGUGUGUUUUGCUAUCUCCUGCGGAAUGUUUCAAGGACUGGUCUGUAUGGCACACACAAGAAUGUUUCAAGGACUGGACAGAUGUACAGUGCAUACAUAGGUGGCAGAAAGUCUUUAAUCCAGAACUAAGAUUUCAUAAUAAUUUACUUGAAUGUCAAAUAUAAGGAGGAGGGUAAAGAACCUAGAUGAGGAGACUACAUUAGCUCUAAGGAUGGAAAAGGGAAAAUCUUACUCGAUUGGUGAGUAGAAUACAAGUGUGAGGAGGACACUCAUAGGAAGCCAAAAUUUGGAUGCGACAUUAGCUCUAAGAUUGUGGAGAGAAAAGUUCAUUUAGGCUUUCUAGACACAAAAUAUGAAACCUUUAUUAGUAUUAAAUAUAGAUUCAAGUGUAAGGGCAAGGGAAAAUCUUACUCGAUUGGUAAGUAGAAUACAAGUGUGAGGAGGACACUCAUAGGAAGCCAAA